GAGGAACCUGAGGACAUGUCUUUGGACCGGGAGGAGACCAGGAAGAGUAGAAUUGCUGGAAGAGCAAAGAAGAAGGCUAAGUUCAGACGCUGUGGAAGCCGUGAGAGAGAAACAAUGGUCACCAUCUCUGAACCGGACCCUGGACUCUCUGAGGAACCUGAGGACACGUCUUUGGACCGGGAGGAGACCAGGAAGAGAAGAUUUGAUCUAUGUUUGCCCAUCACUCUCAUUGUGAGCAUCGGACUGCUGAUUAUUCUCACGAUCUCCCUGCGCCUCAGUUCAGUGAUGCCCACGGAGGAGGAGGAGGCCCCCAGCAUCACAGAGUUCCACUCCUCUACCCACGUGUUGCCCGUGGGCCAAACGGCCCGCUUCACCUGCAAUGCCAGCGGCACGCCGGAGCCCACAGUAGAGUGGCUCCACAACGGCAGGCCCCUGGAGAGGAAUGGCACAGACAACCAAUCAGAGGCCUGGGUGGAGAGGGGCUUCCUCUUUGUCAGAGGUGUGAGGUAUGGCGUGAACACGGUCUGCUGCAUAGCGAGCAACAGCGCUGGCAUGGCCAAUCACAGCACUGAACUGCUUUUCUUUGGUAAGUCCUGGAUCCAAGGAGAGAACACAGUUCACACCGGACUCCACUGCACUGAGUUUGACGGUUGA
Gadus macrocephalus (Pacific cod) is the source of this 654-nucleotide messenger RNA. Its product is annotated as roundabout homolog 2-like. NCBI's taxonomy places the organism in Eukaryota, Metazoa, Chordata, Actinopteri, Gadiformes, Gadidae. The transcript is spliced from 5 exons. Gene Ontology annotation, biological process: axon guidance; cell-cell adhesion. The coding region runs from base 16 to 654 and encodes 212 amino acids. Gene Ontology annotation, cellular component: plasma membrane; axon. The record is from RefSeq and is a predicted model, not a curated record.